Messenger RNA from Xenopus tropicalis (tropical clawed frog), 3297 nucleotides. It is a transcript of the gene tmem245, whose product is annotated as transmembrane protein 245. The transcript has 18 exons. Gene Ontology annotation, cellular component: membrane. The record is from RefSeq and is a predicted model, not a curated record. Bases 211 to 2823 code for a protein of 870 amino acids. NCBI's taxonomy places the organism in Eukaryota, Metazoa, Chordata, Amphibia, Anura, Pipidae.
AGUAAUGAAUGAGGAAGGGAGGAGGCGCCAAAACGGAUGUAUAAGUCACCAUUGUCACAAGAUGUGAGCAGACUCCUGUGGGUAAGAUGAAGGUGUGAGACGUGCAUUUUAUAAGUGGUGAUCGACUUAAAAGGGAAAGCGGAUACUAAGACGAUGUCCUAAAAUGGCCACCGUACGUACACCAUAGGCACAUACGUAAAACCCUAAGACAUGGCUGAUGAGGAAAGAAGUUGUGCCCGAUCUUUCAGCCAUUCACCAACCCGCAAAGAUUGCCCUUACCGACAAUGCCAAACUGAGCACAAUUUUCCUUCCCCUAUUUCCUUCCCCGGGACUUCAAGUGCUUCGCAGCCGUCCGCCGCCCCAUAUGCAAUUGGACAGCUCUCCCUAUCCCAAGCGCUGCCCCUCCGAUUUGACCGUAAUAUAAAACAGGCAUUUUAUAAUACCGGAGCCCUACUCUUCGCAGCCGGGUGUUGCGGGGCAGCAGUUCUUGUUUACUUCAUACUGGAGGCAUUCCUUCGGCCUUUGCUAUGGGCCGCGCUCUGUGGGACCUUCCUGCAUCCUUUCAAAACUUCACUGACCGGCGUGGGUCGUCGCUGGUUGAUCCGCCUGCAGCGUCAGGGUUCACCAAUUUUUCUGGCAACAUUUUUGCUGCCCGUCAGCUUCGCAAACCAAAGCCUGGAGGCGCUGGGAGAGCAAGUGACUCGCAGACUUAGGGUGCUAGUGCUACUUCUGGCUGGUGCACCCAUUCUCUACUGCAUCUAUCUGGCUGCCAGUCACCUGGGCGUGCAGGAAUUCCUGGGAAAUAUCUGUGGCUUGAUCUGUGGGGCCCUAGACUGCUUCAGCUCACAGUGGAUAUGGACAUUAGUGAUUGGUUACACAUUGGCAGUUUCAUUUAAAUGGAAUGCAGACACUCAAAACUAUCUCACUGCUAUCUCAGUCCCAGUCUGGCUUGUACUGCUUUUUCAUUUUGCAUCCGUUUGUGGAUCCUGGAAAAUUCCAGUGUUCUUGUUGAUUGUUUUUCUAAUGACUCUGGGUUCAUUGCAUGAAAAACAGAAUACUCAUGGAUCAUCAGGAACAGUACUCCCUGGUCAGAUAUUUACUAUUGCAGCCUCAACCAUCGCUAUGGCAAUAUCCAUAAGUGGCUUUGAGGAACACCAGGAAGGGUUUCCUACAGCACAACCUACAGAGGCACAGAUGGAUGAACCACCCUCAACCCUGUUACUUGGAAGGCAAAAAAGUGAGAUAGGAGAAUUCCUAAAAAGAAAGAAAACCAGUGACAUAUAUUUUGUAGUUCUGAUGUGGGCAAUUGUUGUUGUACAAAUAUGGCUCAAUUUAUGGAUAAUACAGAUACUUCCAGUGCCUAUAGCAGUUUUUGCUAUAAAGAAACUACUAAUACACUUUGGAGUAGCGAACUUCUUGGUGAAUCAUUGUGGCUCUUGGUGGAAAGUGAUUGAAGACUUUGUGAAGGAACGUCAGGAGGCUCUGGCACCAAGACCCAUUCGAGGUCUAGCAAGGUUCAUAUUGAAAGCAGAUUGUAAGAUGUGGCAUUGGCUUAAUGAGCAGAUGAUCAUCUGGCUGGAGAAGUCUCUUGACAAAAUAAUCAGCAUAUUUAUUAUAUUUAUGUUGGUAAUUGGAACACUCCUGUUAGCACUGUUCUUAACAGCAAAGGUACAUGAAGAAAGUGUGCACAUCAUUGAAGUUACAAGCAAUUUGAUAAAUGAGACAGUUUCCAGUCAUCCGGAAUGGGCAAAUUGGCUUCCUGAAGCACAAGUUGUUCAGAAAGCCCUUAACUCAGCUGCUAACAAUGUGUAUCAGUAUGGCAGAGAAUGGAUAACACACAAGCUGCAUAAGAUUUUUGGGGAGAAGGUCAAUAACACAGCAGUUAUUGAGAAGCAGGUUCUAGAGCUGUGGGACAGACUGUACCAUUCUUGGGUUAUUAAGAAUAUCACUCAUCCUGGUAGGCACAAGGGGCACAAGAUGCAAAUACAACGACAAAAUAGUUGGCUGGGAGAUAUUCUGGACUGGCAAGAUAUUGCAUCCUUUGUCCAUGAGAACAUUGAAACCUUUCUUUCAAUACUCGAGUCUCUUUGGAUUGUAAUGAGUCGAAAUGUAAGCCUUCUUUUUACCACAGUGACUACAUUACUUACAGUUAUCUUCUACAGUGGGACUGCACUUUUAAAUUUUGUCUUAUCACUGGUAAUUUUUUUGACCACGUUGUUCUAUCUGCUAAGUUCCAGUGACGAGUACUAUAAGCCAGUAAAAUGGCUUAUUAGUCUGACACCUUUGUCUCAGCCCGGUCCAUCCUCAAACAUUAUUGGUCAGUCAGUAGAGGAGGCUAUAAGGGGUGUGUUUGACGCUUCUCUAAAAAUGGCAUGCUUCUAUGGAUUAUAUACUUGGCUGACUCACACCAUCUUUGGAAUAAACAUUGUCUUUAUACCUUCUGCACUAGCAGCGAUUCUUGGAGCUGUUCCAUUCCUGGGGACUUACUGGGCUGCCAUACCUGCUGUACUAGAUCUUUGGUUUGCUCAGGGGGAAAAUUGUAAAGCAGUUUUGCUCCUUCUGUGCCAUUUGCUCCCUACCUACUGCGUGGAUACAGCAAUUUAUUCUGAUAUAUCUGGUGGAGGACAUCCAUAUCUAACUGGCUUAGCUGUAGCUGGAGGAGCUUAUUAUCUGGGACUAGAAGGAGCAAUAAUUGGACCUAUUCUUCUGUGCGUGCUUGUGGUUGCUUCCAACAUCUACAGUGCAAUGCUAUCAAGUCCAACUUCUGCAAUGCCUACUCCUACAGCGUCUCUGCAGACACAUAGGUUAUUUACAGAGCACUGAGAAGAUACUGCUGAGUGACAGGCUGACAUUUUCCAUGCUGAACUCAAGGAGAGAUUUUUUUUUUUCUAAAGUUAUGGCUUUUACUGUAGCCCUCACAGGCUUUUUUUUACACCAAUGAGUCCUUUUUUACGAAGCCAGGAUUAUUCUUCAGGCAUUAAUAGCUUUUUCCUAUUUGAAAGGUUAAUAGCUACAGGCUUUUAUGAUAUGUAUCAUACUUUCUGUAGACACAUCAGGUGUCUUAAAGGUAUUUGUGUGCAAGGUGUUUGCACUUAAAGGGAUUCUGUCUUGAUUUUUAUGGUGUACUUUUUAUUUCUAAAUUACACUUCUUACAUAGCAGAUAAUUCACACUACCAUUUAAAACUUUAUUCUUGAAUCAACAAAUAAAUAUUUUUAGCUGUAAUAUUGGUGUGUAGGCAGCCUUCUCAGUGCAUUGUGCCUGAUUCUGAGCUUUCAGAAAAAGCCUGCACGCUAUAC